AUGGCCCUGGGUAAGAUGAAAGAUCUGAGCCUAGAGAGCUCCAUGACACGCUCUGAAACAGAUGAAGUGGGUGGAGUUCUCCUUCCAAAAAGAGUGUGUGACAGGUGGGAUCAAAUUUGGAACUUCAGAGCCAGACCUGAUGAUCUGCUCAUCGCAACCUAUGCAAAAGCAGGUACAACAUGGAUACAGGAGAUUGUGGAUAUGAUCCAACAUGAUGGAGACAUUGAGAAGUGCAAACGUGCCACCACUUAUCUGCGACACCCUUUCAUUGAGUGGGUUCUGCCUGGACCUUUCAGCUCUGAUACAAAUGGCCUGGAACUAGCUGAAGCAAUGCCCUCCCCACGAACACUGAAAACUCAUCUCCCUGUACAACUGGUGCCUCCAUCCUUUUGGGAGCAAGAGUGUAAGAUAAUCUAUGUGGCAAGAAAUGCCAAAGACAACCUGGUGUCCUACUACCAUUUUCACAGAAUGAAUAAAAAUAUGCCUGCGCCAGGAACCUGGGAGGAGUUUUUGGAGAAAUUCAUGGCUGGACAAGUGCUUUGGGGUUGCUGGUAUGAUCAUGUAAAAGGAUGGUGGGAUGCAAAAGAAAACCACUGUAUUCUCUACCUCUUCUAUGAAGACCUAAAGGAGGAUCCAAAGCGUGAAAUCCAAAAGGUGUUACAGUUCCUGGAGAAGGACUUGGAGAAUGAGGUUCUAGAUAAAAUCAUCCACCACACAACAUUUGAGAUAAUGAAGGACAACCCCAUGGCAAACUACACUUUUCAGCCUCCUGCAGUAAUGGACCACUCAAUCUCACCAUUCAUGAGAAAAGGGACUGUUGGAGACUGGAAGAACCAUUUCACAAUGGCACAGAAUGAGAAAUUUGAUGAAGAUUAUAGGAAGAAGAUGUCUAGAACCACUCUGACCUUCCGCAUGGAGCUCUGAGAAGGGGCCAUAUGGAUUAUUCUCUAUAAUCUACUAGCACUUUCCCUAUAAAAGCCUCACAAAAUACCCGUGAAAUCUAAAAUUACAAUGCUCCAAGUUUCCCACACCACUGACUUCACAGGGCUGAGCAUCCUCUUCCUCUGUGUAAACCUAAUUUUGAGACAAACAUCUUAGUUAAACUAGAGUCAAGCAGCAAUGUACUGUAGAGAAUUUGCAGGAGUCCCUCAAAAUCCCAGCCCCAAAUUGAAGAGGUGGCUGGGGUGAUUUCCCUGAUGAAAUUUAUCCCCUCAUCCCUAACUCUUAUUCUUGGUGUUCAUAAAAUUCUUCUGAAGAGCAGGGCUGUGAGGUCUUGUUCAUUUGCUUUUUUUGCAUUUGUAAAAUUUUAGACGGUAAUAUCCAAUAUUUUUAAAACCAUUCCCAGCAGCAAGUAAAAACCCUGAACUAGAAGGCACUAUUGAAGUGCAACAUGUUGUUGUUGUUUGUAUGUUUUCAAUGUGCUGGGCAAACUGUAAUCCAUCCUCCCAUUCCACUAGUGCAGUAAGUAAGUACUAUUAGCUACACUGUGCAGAUGGUGAAAUGGUGUCAUGCAAGAAUUUGAAGUUACUUAUUCCCCCUCUCCUCCCACACAUACUGCAUGCUAUAUAAGAUCUAGCCCUAAAUGACUUGCAUUGGCAGCAGUUUGGUCUAACAAAUUAGUUUAUGGGACUAUGAAUCAGAAAACUAUACUCGUUCCACCUCUAGGACUGACCUGCUCUCCAGGCCUCAAACCAGUUGGCCACUAAAGCUAGGCACCUAAAUCCAUACUUUGAAGGCAGCCAGAUACUGGGAUGUCUCAGCACUUUUGAAAAUCAGACUGCUUAGCUAAGUGCCAACUAUAGAGUUAGACCUGGAUCUUCAAAGGUAUUUAGGCUCAUAACUUAACAGAAGCUAAGGCGCCUGAAUACCUUUUGAGGAUCUGGGCCUGAUGUACUGAACUUUAGGCACCCAUGUUUGAAAAAUUUGUCAUUAAACAUAACCUUUCUGAGCCUCAAUUUUCCUAUUUACAAAAUGGGGAUAAUGAAAUAAAUGUACCCCUCAAAGUGGUUGUGAAGCAUGAUUUGUGUUGUAAAAGCA
Molecule: messenger RNA, 2037 nt
Organism: Malaclemys terrapin pileata
Lineage: Eukaryota; Metazoa; Chordata; Testudines; Emydidae
Gene: SULT1C4
Product: sulfotransferase family 1C member 4
Exons: 7
Coding region: 1-924 (307 amino acids)
Biological process (GO): sulfation
Cellular component (GO): cytoplasm
Molecular function (GO): sulfotransferase activity
Source: RefSeq, a predicted model, not a curated record